AUGAACAAAGAAUUUAAAAAACUUCCAACUACUGUGCUUAGUGGGUUCUUGGGCAGUGGAAAAACUACUCUCCUAAAGCAUAUCCUUUAAAAUAAACAAAACUUAAAAUGUGCAGUUAUUGUAAACGAUAUGGCUGCUUUGAAUAUAGAUGCAUAGCUUGUGAAAGGUGGCAAGCUCAUUCAAACUGAAGAAAAAAUGGUCUAAAUGCAAAACGGUUGUAUUUGUUGCACACUUAGAGAGGACUUGCUCAAGGAAGUUGCUUAGAUUGCUAAAUCAAAUGAGUUUGAUUAUCUUAUCAUUGAAUCUACUGGUAUCUCUGAACCAUUAUAAGUUGCAGAGACAUUUACCUUUAAUUCAGUAGAAAUGAAUGUCGAUAGUUUAAAGGAUAUAGCUACCCUAGAUACUUGUGUCACUGUAGUUGACUGUACCAAUUUCUUUGAAAUGUUCAAUACUCAUGAGUCACUUCCAGAGAAAUUUGUUGAAGAAAAACCUCAAAAAUAAGAUAUCAGAACAGUUUCAGAGUUGAUGGUUGACUAAUUAGAAUUUGCUAAUGUCAUCAUCGUGAACAAGACUGACUUAGCAACAAAAGAACAAAAAGAAGCUGUCAUGGCUGCUAUUAAAAAAUUUAACAAGGAUGCUAUAGUUAUCGAGUCUUCUUAUUGUGAUAUAGAUUUAAAAUAAAUUAUUAAUACUGGUUUAUUUGACUUUGACAAAGCUGCUGAAAAUACAAAAUGGUUAGGUACUGAUCGCUAUCAACUCGUUCCUGAAACUGUGGAAUUUGGUAUCAGUCAUUUCAUCUACCGCAGACUUAGACCUUUUCACAAUUUAAGAAUAUUCAAACUUCUAGAUUAAAAUUUUUAUUGUUAUCUAAAAACUUUUGGAUAAUUUGGUUAAAACUUAGAAGAUGAAAACAACCAAGUUGAAGAAGACUAAAAAACCAAUGUAAAAGAAGACUAAGAUAAAGAACAUAAUAAAAGUCAAGAGUCUGAAGAAACUUAGAGUGAGACUUUAGAAAACCUGAAUAUAAAUAAAAGCACUGAAGCAUUAGAAAAAGAGGAAGAUAAAAAAAAUAUCAAUUAAGAAGAAUAAUAAAAUAAAAAAUUAUUAACCAAACCUUCUCCUUUCCCAAAGCUUGUUUCAGAAUAAGAUCAAAAAGAGUUGGAUGCUGAUGAAGAAAAAUAAAUUGAGGAAGAAGCUCUUGAGUAUAAAAAAUAAAGAGAAGAGGCUCUUGAACUAAAGAAAAAAGGACCCUUCAAAAAUGUUUGGAGAUCAAAGGGUUUCUUUUGGAUUGCAAAUAACAAAGAAGAUUUCUGGGGAUGGUAACAUUCUGGAAUUAUAAAUUAGAUUCAACCUGAAGGCAAAUUUGGCAUUGCCUUGAAUGAAGAGCUAUAAAAAUUAGUUCCAGAUUAUGAAGAGCUCAAAAAGACCUGGGAUCCAAUAAUUGGAGACAGAGAAAUUAAUUUAGUCUUUAUCGGUAAAGAUAUGGACUAAAAAUUAUUAGAAUAAAUUUUGGAUGAAUGUCUUGUCACCGAAGAAGAAUGGCAAUAAAUGAUUAAAAAUGAACUUCUUUUAGAUAUUGAAGACGAUCCUUUUGCUGAAGAAGAAGAUGAUGAUGAAGAUGAAGAAGAUGAUAAUUCUGAGUGGGAAGAUGAAGAAGAGCAAGAAAAUACAAAUAAAAAUGAUAAAAAUAAAGACAAAGCACAAAGAAAAAAAUCAAAAAAUAAAUGA
Tetrahymena thermophila SB210 is the source of this 1728-nucleotide messenger RNA. RefSeq names its product CobW/P47K family protein. The record is from RefSeq and is a predicted model, not a curated record. Lineage: Eukaryota; Ciliophora; Oligohymenophorea; Hymenostomatida; Tetrahymenidae. The transcript is spliced from 5 exons.